This is a messenger RNA of Penicillium hordei, 3531 nucleotides long. Its product is annotated as tRNA (34-2'-O)-methyltransferase regulator RTT10. The record is from RefSeq and is a predicted model, not a curated record. The transcript is spliced from 3 exons. Gene Ontology annotation, molecular function: protein binding. Gene Ontology annotation, cellular component: cytoplasm. Gene Ontology annotation, biological process: tRNA methylation. Lineage: Eukaryota; Fungi; Ascomycota; Eurotiomycetes; Eurotiales; Aspergillaceae. Bases 1 to 3531 code for a protein of 1176 amino acids.
AUGUCUCUCUCACUCGAGCAUAUUGAUGCUUUUCUCCCGAUAACAGCGUUGAAGACGUUUGUAUUGAACGAUAGGAGAUUCAUCUUUCAAAGUCAAGGCACAUCCUUUCGGGUGGUUGAUGAAACCACCAGUGUUGUUGCUGCUCAAGUCCAGAUAUUCAAAAGAAACAAUAUUCAUGGUUUCAUUACUUUGAAUAACCGACUACAGGACAAUGAUUCGAGCCAUGUCCAAAUAAUCGUCUGGGGUGGUCGCUCGGUGCGAGCGGUCAACCUCUUUCUCGCCUCUGACAACGAAGUCACGUUGUCGGCCUCUAGUGCCGAGUUCACUGCUCCAGAUUGGAUCAUGAGUGGGUGCGCAGCUACUGCAGAUGGCCAUUACGGGGCAUUUUUUAUCACUUCAAACAACGCGCUCCUAAGUCUCAAAGUGCUUGACAGUGGGGUUCCUGGGAGAACUACGACAAUAUCCAUAUAUCAGCUGGCGACGAGUGUAAAGUCUAUCCUUUACUCCGCCGAUGUGAUUGCGCUGUCUUCCUCCCAUGUCCUCAUUGCCGCUGGUACCGUCUUCGGAGAAAUCAUCGUAUGGUCGUGUUUUUUGAAUAAAAAUGGAUCACACAAAGCUAAUGCAAUCGCCUCCAUCCACCAUUUCUUCACGGGGCAUGACGGAUCAAUAUUUGGUGUCCGCAUCUCUCCGCAAAUCCCGUCCUUGAAUGGAGGUCAGUCUGGUAGAAUACUGGCCAGUUGCAGUGACGAUAGAACUGUGAGGAUUUGGGACGUAUCGGAUUGCGAGCACAAAACAGCCCAAGAUCCUUCUGCGUAUUCCACCGACGGGUUUGAUUUGAGAAGCACAGGCUUUGGCCCUGUUGAGGCAGGCGAGGAGAGCGUUGGAUCCGAGUCAUGUGUAGUCCAGGCAUUUGCGCACACGGCUCGCAUUUGGGGUGUCCAUUUCAGGGCCAUCAAAAAUAAUAACCAAACCCACAUGGGGUUGGUUUCUCGUGGAGAGGAUUGCACAUGUGUUUUGUGGGACCUAAGCUGGCAUUCAUCAUCCGCCGGGAAGACUGAUUAUAACCUCACCCAGACUUCAUCAAUAAAAACACAUUUUGGAAAGCACAUUUGGUCUCUGGAUCUUUGCAGAAUUGGCUCUGAGACUGUGGUUUACACCGGAGGUGCCGAUGGUGCGCUGAAAAGUUUCCCCAUCAAAGAAAAUGACGAUGACCAUCUGGGCAGUGGCCCUGUCGCUUCUUUGUCGCAAUCACCUAGCCUCCAAGUAAAGACAAAGGAAAAUUCCACAGCUGAUGGAACGAAAGCCUUUGCAUUUGUCACCCAAGACUACCUUCUUCGCACGUCUACACAAGGUCACAUCCAGCUUGGAUAUCUCAACCAAGCAGAGGAAAUUGCCAUCACUUGGGAGACAAUAUGUGAAACACCUGACCUUUCUUCUUUUGGUGUCAUGACCGCUUUGCCCCAGAUUGGCCUGGCAUUGAUCGGUAAUUGUCGAGGAUUCAUUCGACUCUAUAAUCACGCCUCGAAAUCUGUUAUCAACGUCUGCGACGUUGGCAACAGACCCCUUGGAAUAUUCUUCCUUCAGACCCAUUCUUCCAGGAUGGAUCCCUUGAAUUCUUCUAAAAAAAUCAGCUUUGUCGUCUGUUACCCUACUGGAGAAGAAAUAACACUUGUCAACGUCUCCGACUGGAACAGCGAUCAUCCAAAUGCUGAAACAGUCACCUUUAGCCUACCAUCCUCAUUUGUGGUUUGCAGUGCGUCUUUCAUCUUCGAUGGCCAAUACUUGAUUAUAGGAUCAAAAUUAGGCGCCCUUGCUAUAUAUAACGUCUCUGAGGCUGGGCCUGUAUUGGUCAAUCGCCGUGUUCAUGGCCGAGAAUUUGUCAAUCACAUCAGCGUCGUGACAUCUGCUACUACGAGUGAUAGCACAAAAUCGGACUUUGUAUUGACCUGUGGGCGAGACGGAACUUAUUGUCUCCAUGAAUUGCAGCUUUGUGGGGGCGGAACAGAUGCUGUAUCGAUACAGACGGUGCACCGUACAGCAUCUAUGACUGGUGGGAACAUCGAAGGCGCCUAUUUCGAUAAAGCGACUGGGGAUUUCAUGUUGUACGGAUUCAGAUCACAAGAUUUCGUCCUGCGCAACGAGUCGAAGCUGACGGAUAUCGUAUCCAUUGCUUCAGGCGGCUUUCGCCGAGGCUGGGACUUCAUCCCAGGAGACAAAAAAGACAAUGUUUUGUUCACCUGGAAAGACGGAACUUCUUUAAUGACCACCCGCAUACGAGCUAGUGCCACUACUUUACUUCGAGCUGGAGCUCACGGACGGGAAAUCAAAGCGAUAGGUGUUUUCAACCCUACCGGUGGAGAUCGGCCUCUAUUUGCGACUGGUGCAGAGGACACGACUGUUCGUCUUUUCAUGCCAACUUCGUCGUCGGCUGCUAGUCCGUGGGGUAGCUUUGAGUGUCUGCGCGUCUUGGAUACACACAAGUCUGGGAUCCAGCAGGUGACCUGGUCCAAGGAUGGGAGAUACCUGUUCACGAGUGCUGCAUACGAAGAGUUUUUCGUGUGGAAAGUUCGCACCAUUCCCAUCUUCGGCGUUGCCACGAAAUUGAUGGCUGCCAGUCCAAAGGACGAUGAGAAUUCCGAUCUCCGGAUACCUAGUUUCGAUCUGCUGGAAGUAGAAGAAGUUGACGGGAAGUGGGGUUUCCUCCUGUGCCUUGCUCUUUCCAACUCUGUUUUUAAGAUCUUCCACUUUUCGCCAUCUAAUGGGGGUCAAUUCACUCUCCUAGCUCGUGGAAAAUACAUGACCAAUUGUUUGACCCAAGCACAUUUCUUGGUCACGAGCUCUACCGUGAGUCUUAUUACCGCAGCAACCGAUGGCCACUUUACACUGUGGGAUCUAACAAGCACACUCGAACCAUUUUACACAAUCACACAAUCCUCCUUGAGGGCCAAACAAACUUUCGACGGAUCUUCCAUCUCACCAGAAAGCAUCACAUGCGAAAGUCGAUAUCAGAUUCAUUCCAACAGCAUCAAGGGGAUGGAACUGGUUUCUAUCUCUGACACAGCCACUGUUGUUGUGGCUGGAGGUGAUGAUAACUCUCUCUCCGUGUCUCUUCUACGGACACAUCCAUCCGACACCGGCACGAAUGCACAGGUAGCUACGGUUUCUAUCCCUGAUGCUCACGCUGCGGCAGUCACCACGGUUAAAGUACUCAAACAGCAUAUCUCUCGUGAUGUUCCAUCAAAUACAGAAUCCAUUAAAAUCACUGUGGCAUCCUCUGGGAACGACUACCGAGUCAAAAUCUGGUCAAUCACCGUGGACCCCGCACAGCCUGGCACGCAGGGGAUCAUCGUCAGAUUCUUACGGGAUACAUACAGUUCUGUGGCUGAUAUAGCAGCAUUGGGACUUGUCCAUGGGUCUGGGAAUGCCCUCCCCGCAGAGAACCAAGUACCUGGAUCGGAACUACAACAGUCGCGAUUGGUUGUAUGCGGUGUGGGCAUAGAGAUGUUCGCUGCCGAAUCGGAUCAAGCCUAA